AUGUCGUGCGCGUCGUGCCGCGCGCCGCGCGCGCCGACGGCGUCGUCGUCGCGCCGCGGUCGCGCGUCGCCGUCCUCGCGGUCGCCGCCCGCGUCGCGGCCGUCCGCGCGUCGAGAUCUCGCGAGCACCGCCGCUCGCGGAGAAAAAUGUGUUCGUCGUCGACGCGACGCCGUCGCGACGGACGCCUCGCCCGCGGGCACGCUCGUGCUCACCUCCCCCGAAGGCUGGGACGUGUCGUACGGCACGGAGACGCAGCUCUCCGAGAUCAGCGACGUCCAGGCGACGUCAUUCUUCGAGCCGAGCGCGUUGCCGCUGCUCGAUCCUUUCCUCCUGGAGUCCUUCCGCGGCGACGUGUCCACGACGCUCGGGAGGAAGUACGAGUACCUGGACAGCCGUCGGUUCGCGCCGCUGGUGACGACCGCGUCGCGCGACGACGAGGACGAGUCAUCCGCCACGCGACGGUGGCCGUCGAACGCGAGCUCGGACGAGCGGCCGAGGCCGGUCGUGGGCGUCGUGGAGCUGUCCAUCCAGAGGGACGACGACGUGCUCAAGUUUUUAUCCAACGCCGCCAGCAAGUUCUCGCCGUGCUACGGCGACGACGGCGACGACGCGUGCGACGCCGCGAGCGGGGACGACUGGAACGACGGCUUGGGGACGAACGGCGGGGACAUGCAGCGGUGGGCGGACGCGAGGCGCGCGAGGAUGAACGCGGAAGAGGACGCCGCGGCGGCAGCGACGACGGCGACGACGACGCGCGCGCCGACGCGCUCCCCGCGGCCCGGACGCUGGCGCGGCGGCGCCCCCGCGGACGAGUACGCGUACGUCUCGUGCAUGUGCGUCGCGGACGCGUACCGAAGACGCGGCAUCGCGGACGCGCUCAUGAACGCCGCCGAGGAGAUCACGCUGCGAUGGGGCUACGACGUCGCUUGUCUCCACGUGUACCAACGCAACGCGGGCGCCAUCGCGUUGUACCGCCGCCGAGGGUACGAGAUCGUGGACGACGGGUGCCCGCCGUUCGACGCGAUGCUCGGGAAGCGGCGGUUUCUCAUGAUGAAGCGUUUGCGGGGGCGGGUCGUCGGGGAGGAGUAUCAGGAUAUCGACUGAGUGACGACCGCGACGGAUGGACGAGAACGUCGCCCGUCGUACCACACUACUAGAGCUAGGACUACAUGUAACCGACCCGCCGCGUGCGUUACAUAACGUUCGCGUCGCGUCGCGUC
Messenger RNA from Micromonas pusilla CCMP1545, 1220 nucleotides. RefSeq names its product n-acetyltransferase. Gene Ontology annotation, molecular function: N-acetyltransferase activity. NCBI's taxonomy places the organism in Eukaryota, Viridiplantae, Chlorophyta, Mamiellophyceae, Mamiellales, Mamiellaceae. Bases 1 to 1104 code for a protein of 367 amino acids. The record is from RefSeq and is a predicted model, not a curated record. The transcript has a single exon.